Molecule: messenger RNA, 516 nt
Organism: Phalaenopsis equestris
Lineage: Eukaryota; Viridiplantae; Streptophyta; Magnoliopsida; Asparagales; Orchidaceae
Product: probable WRKY transcription factor 75
Exons: 4
Coding region: 1-516 (171 amino acids)
Biological process (GO): regulation of DNA-templated transcription
Molecular function (GO): sequence-specific DNA binding; DNA-binding transcription factor activity
Source: RefSeq, a predicted model, not a curated record
AUGCCUCUCAACUCUUUGCCCCCAUCAAACUUUUCGGAGUUUGGUCUUCAAGAGUUAACCGACAUUUUGUUCGAAGAUUAUUCGAUCGACAAUCGAGAGAUCGAAGAAUGUAGAGAAAUUCCGCAUUCUAAUCAUCAACGAAGUGAUCCUCAAGUUAUGAUGGCUAUGGAUGACAAUGCUGAAGGGGAGAGUAGUGGCAAUGCUAAGCGAAGGGGAAGAAAGGAAAAAAUAGGAAGAAUUGCAUUUAUUACAAAAUCAGACAUUGAUAAAUUAGAUGAUGGGUACAAGUGGAGGAAGUAUGGGAGGAAGAAGGUGAAAGACAGCCCUAACCCAAGAUGCACAAGUGGAGGGUGCAACGUGAAGAAGAGAAUAGAAAGAAUGAGAGAAGAUUCAAGCUACGUGCUGACGACUUAUGAAGGAAUCCACAGCCACCACGCUCCUUACACUGAAACUACUCAGCCUGGAGCUAUGGCUGCUUCAUCAGUAAUGGCUGCUCUGAAUGGACUGAACUGUUAA